This is a messenger RNA of Ectocarpus siliculosus, 4443 nucleotides long. The record is from the annotation of a GenBank genome assembly. NCBI's taxonomy places the organism in Eukaryota, Phaeophyceae, Ectocarpales, Ectocarpaceae.
AUGUUUUGCUCUCGCCCCAAGAAGCUCGAGAAGAAGUUACAGGAGAUCGGCGGGGAUGUCUGUCGAGUUGUGGAUGCGAUUGCGGCCAAGCGGAUAUUUACAGAUAUACUUCCUCCAAGCUUGCCGGACAUGGCCGAGGUUCCCGUAGGAGCGCUUGAGUUGCCCCACAGCUCUUACGUGGAGCGCGCGGCGGUACAAGAAGUUGCUGACGGCCUCACCAACCCAGAGGAGCCCCGUACCCCGUACACCGUUGUCGGAAUUGGUGGAGGGGGGAAGAGCGUGCUGGCCUCUGCUGUCGUUCGCAUGCCGAGCGUUAGGGAACACUUCCGCGGCGGUAUUUCCUGGGUGAGAGUGGGGAGGGGCGCGAAGAAUAGCCUGCUUCCUCUCCUCCAGGGCCUGGCCAGGGAGGUGGGCGCGGCGCCGACGGAUGCUCCGCACGGGGUGCCUCACGCCCUUGACAGCCUCGAGCAGGUGCAGCAGCACCUGGCUGCAGUUGCAUCCACCCGCAACUCCCCACGCCUGGUGGUGCUGGACGAUGUGUGGGAGCGCGAGGUCGUGGACGCGUUUGUUCCUCUGGGCUUUAAGCUGCUGCUGACCACGCGUGAUCGGUCGAUUGUGUGUGAUCCGGCCGGGCGUUUGGAGCUGGGAGACAUGACAGAGGAAGAGGCGCUGGAGCUGCUGCGGAAGACGAGCGGGACUGUGGAUCCUGGGGACGACGUCCGCAUGAAGAUGACCAAGGUCGUUGCGCUUUGUGGACACCUGCCGUUGGUGCUCGCUAUCGCGGGUUCCAUGUCCGCCGUGAAGGGGAAGGGCUUGACUGCCGUCGCCUGGGAAGAGCUUGCCAAAGAGUUUGAGAACGUGGCCAAGAAAAUGAGAGCUCGGGGCCAGCAGUCAUCGUCUAUCAAAGUGGUCCUUGAGACCACUUUCGACUCCUUGGCAACACGGAAGCAAAAAGAGUUUCUGAUGAUGGCUGUGUUGGCCGCGGGUGCUCUUGCGCCGAUCGAGAUGCUGUCUAAUCUGUGGGAAAUAGAGGACGCUGAGGGUACGCAUGCCGAAGCUGAGGGUCUGGUGAGCAAGUACCUCCUACACGCCGUGGGUGGUGGUGGGUACCGUAUGCACGACCUGGUCCUGGACUUUGCGAAGACUAGCAUCAGGGCAGAAGAGGAGACGGUGAAAAGGGCCACAGCGCUGCAGGCGCAGUACCUCGGGAGACUGGACGUGGUGGAGAGUUACGGAGACCCGGAGCACGGCGCUGGAGACCAAGGAAUUUUCUUUUUGGAUGCGCUCUGGCGCUCGGUGGAGAAACUCUCGGGGGACCCUCAGCUGGAGGUUGCCUCUUAUCGCGCCAGUCUCGGGGCGUUGGAGUGGGGCGAGGCGACGGAAGCCGCAGCGAGAUCCUACUUUUCUGUCGGUUUCUUGUUCAACGUCCAGGGCAAGUACGACGACGCCGAGUCACUGUAUAAGCGAUCACUGGCCACACAAGAGAAGGUGCUUGGUCAAGAACAUCCAGACGUGGCCCAGUCGCUCAACGACCUGGCGGGGUUGUUGAGAGCCCAGGGCAAAUACGCUGAAGCCGAGCCACUCUAUGAACAGUCACAAGCCAUACGAGAGAAGGUGCUGGGUCCGGAGCAUCCUGAUGUCGCCACAACGCUCAAUGAUCGGGCGAGGUUGCUAGAGAGCCAGGGCAAGUACGUCGAGGCCGAGCCACUCUAUGAGCGGUGCCAGGCGAUAUACGAAAAGGCUUUCGGCCCUGAGCAUCCCGAUAUGGCCGCAACGCUCCACAACCAGGCGGGGUUGUUGUGCAAGCAGAGGUCUCUCGGUCUGGAUCAUCCCGAUGUGGCCGCGUCGCUCAACAAUGGGGUUGAACUAUUGAUUGCACUGGGGAAGUAUGCCGACGCUAUGCCACUCGUUCAGAGGUCAUUGGCCAUUCGAGAGGAUACCUUAGGUGUGCAUCAUCCUGAUGUGGCUGCUUCAACCAACAGCUAUGCGGAGCUGUUGAAGGCACAGGGGAGGUACGACGAAGCUGCGUUGUACUUUGAGCGUGCGGGCAAGAUUUGGGAGAACGCGCUAGGGCCGAAGCAUCCCAUGGUUGCUACGGCACUCUACAACCAGGCGGAGCUGCUGGAAACACAGGGUAAGUAUCAUAAGGCCGAGGAACUCUACCGGCAGUCGCUGGCCAUACGAGAGCAGAUGCUGGGUGCAGACCAUCCGGAUGUGGCAGUAUCGCUUAACAACAUGGCGAGAUUGUUGGCGACACAGGAUCGGAACGAGGAAGCUGAAGCGCUAUUCGAGCGUGCGAUUGCGGUUUUGGAGGCGGCAUUGGGGCCGGACCAUCCCAACGUGGCCAUCGUGUUGAUCAAUCAAGCGGGACUAUUGAUGAUACAGGGGAAGUAUGCGGAAGCCGAGGUACUUUGUCAGCGGUCCCUGAAAAUACAAGAGAGCACCCUGGGGCCAGACCAUCCCGAUGUGGCAACAUCGCUUCACGACACGGCAGGUCUCUUGGAACUUCAGGGCAACUACGAUGAGGCGGAGCCGCUCUACAGGCGGGCACAGACCAUCCGAGAGAAGAUGCUGGGGCCGGACCACCCAAAAGUGGCUGCAUCGCUCAACAGCCUGGCGGGAUUGUUAACGAUACAGUGCCGCUACAAGGAAGCCGAAGGUCUAUACGAGCGUGCAGCUGCGAUUCUUGAGGUGGCGCUGGGGCCGGAACAUCCCAACUUCGCCGCAAUUCGCAAAAACUGGUUGGGUCUAUUGGAAAAACAGGGGCGACACGAAGAAGCCGCGCAUCUUUCCGAGCACGCUCCCCCAAACUUUUCGUCGACAGCCAAAGGCGGUUCUAUGGAUGACUCUCCCUUCGAAGGUGGUGAUGGUUUGCAAGGGCGAGCGUUGAUACUGGACGACAUGAAGGGCGCCUCCGAACUUCACAAGGCCGCGUAUGGCGGGGACGUGAAGUUGGUGGAGGAAAUCCUUUCUUCUCGCAGCUUGCUCCCAGACAUCCGGGGGAACAUCAGCAUGACUCCGCUGCACUAUGCCGUGAUACAGGGUCACAGAGACUGUGUGUGGGUGCUAUUGCGGCACGGCGCCAACCCUGACCUGCAAAAUAGCAGCGGGUUGACCGCUCUUCACAUGGCAUGCGCUAACCUUUCCCAUCAAUUGGUUAAGCUUUUGAUGGACUCGGGCGCUGACCCUAACAUGAAAGACGACCGCGGGCUGGAACCGAAGGGUCAUGCCCAAAACGACGAAGAAUUGGAACUCUUGCUGACGCUUGGAAAAGGUUACCGAAUUGGAAGCGGCAAGGACGCGGUCAAAAGUGCUCCUCAGCUACAGCAGAUUCUACCCCUCAUGCUCACCUUCCUUGAUAGCCGCAGCUGGUGUCAGUGCCUGAGUGUUGGUCGCUCAGCGCGUGAUACCGUUCGAGCGUUGAUCUCGGGCUUGAUGCCGGAUGGGCCGAGGCCCGAAGAGGGAUGGACAGUCCCGCUAGAUGUACUGACGCUGAAGACGGAUGACGCAGGCGUUGCCUACCUGGCUGCCAAUGAAUGCGGCAUCGCCAUUCACGGCGAGGCAGGGAGCCUUGCGCACCUGAAAGCUGUGAUUGUUCCACCUCCGCAGUCCGGGUUUAUCUCGGUGGAGGGGGAGCAGUAUAUUGCAACGUCCCCCAUUCUCCGCUGCCGGUGGACAGGAAACAACUGUUCGCAGGGUACGUGGACGGUGAGCUUUCCAUUGGAGGAGGAGGACGGUUUGUCCAACCCAACGGAACUUUCUCAAGUUCUUUGCCGCGGUGAUGAGCUUCAGGAUGAGUGGGAGGUGCAGACGACCGGGCUGAAGGCCGCCACGCGGCACCCGUCCAUGCAAGUUGAGGUCACUCACUUCUCGGACAUAAUCACGGCUGAUAAGCUGCGCGAAAUAGAAGCGAAAUCUACGAGCAUCGUCUACGAGCGCAAGAGGUCUUGGUUCUUUUCCAAGCACGUGCGUGUUUACAACGCUUCUUCCGAGGCCAUGACUGUUCUUCAGAUACUCCCGGCUGUGACGGAGUCGGCGAGAAGUGGUCAAGUGUCGGUCCCAGGAGGCGGUUUAGGCGGCAGUAGGAGUAUCAAUGUCAAUGAUGGUAACAGUGUAGAUGAUUGGCAAGAAAUACCAGCUUGGGUAAACGCUAGUAGUGAAACUGGUUCAGCACCCCCCACCAAUCCCGCCAAGCUGAGAACACGUCUCGGCAUGAAGGCUAUGCGCGUGAUCCCGUAUACUGUGACCGGAAGUCGCGUGACGAACGACCUGGAAGUGUUUCCCCGGCAUAUCUUUGAAUGCUUAGCAGGAUACGACUAUUAUCUGCUUCAAAAGAUGAUUUGCGGUUCGGGCAGGUCCAGGUUCUUGGCUGAGGAUGUUGAUGGCAAUAUGAGCGAGGAGAGGACAGUGCUAGACAUAGUGAACCGUAGGAAGACCAUUUGA